This is a messenger RNA of Solanum dulcamara, 1004 nucleotides long. RefSeq lists its product as uncharacterized. The transcript is spliced from 8 exons. The coding region runs from base 132 to 830 and encodes 232 amino acids. Lineage: Eukaryota; Viridiplantae; Streptophyta; Magnoliopsida; Solanales; Solanaceae. The record is from RefSeq and is a predicted model, not a curated record.
AUCAUACAGCUCCAAGUAGCUAAAUGGGGUACACGUGGCUCCUUCAGGAAAAAAAAGAUUUGGAGAAAAGAUUUUGAGUAGGAAUUCUCACUCGAAUUUGGCAAAUUGGUUAAAGAAGAAUUCUACAAUCAAUGCCCAAACGAAGAGGAAGACCUUGCAAACAGAGUAAAAAAAUCACGGAGAAUGCUAAUCAGGAGAAGCAUCAAGUGGAUAAGGAUGAUGAUAUAUUAACCAAGGAGGAAGUUGAAUGUCAAAGUGCUUCAGUGAGGGCCAUUUGUAAUUUGGAGAUUAAAGACGUACUAUCUCUCCUGCGCUUGCUUAGGUCGAAAUUAAAUGAUGAACAGCUGCAUAUUCCGGUUAUGCAAUUUUUUAGGGAAAACCUUCCAAACCUGGCCGUUGUUAGGAACGAGGAUGGAACUCAUGAAGUGAAAAGAAAAGAAGCUGAUGGUAAUUUAAGCAUGGACCAAUUUGAUGGAAGAAAUCUACAUGUGUCUUUUCUACGACAGCUGUCCAUGGCUUACCCUGAUUGCUCCAAUGCAAUACCAUCAUUUGGUGGAUUUGGAUCUUCAAGCAAAUCCAGUAUCUUUAAUGAAAACAAAAACAUGCAGAUCAAGCUAUUCGUUUUAGAGGACCCAUUUGACCCUCAGAUGUUUGAGCUGCAGGAUACUCUACAGACUCCUGGUGUGACUAACCCGUUAUCUGUUGGGACGACACCCAAAGCUCUACGGCUUCCUAAGACUGGAGAAGUGCUUCUAUCGGUGCAUGGCUCUCCUCUUGGUGUUUACAAGGAGGACAACAUGGAACCGAUACAUGAGUCACAAGAUGCAUGAAUGACCUGCAGGCAGGAUUUUAUUAGAUUGGGGUAGAAGAUAUAGUUCCUCAUUGUAAUCUUUUAUAGUAGCUCAUUUUAAAGUACAUCGACCUUUGCUCUUAGUUGAACUUGGAGGAGGAGUGUUGUAAACAGCCAUUUGCAUAUAAAUUUCUUGGCCUCUGAUCUUUCUCUU